UGUGUGUCUAACAUUAAGUUCUGCUUUACUGUAUUCUGUAUAAAAAUAUACGCAGGUGUUUCGAGCGGCGGGCUGUAAGCGCGGAAGCGGCUGAUAUUUGGGGGGUUGGGUUUCAGGAUAGUAACGUUAGAGCACCAGCGUGUCCUGUGAAGGCUGUGAAGGCACACGGAUAAACACACACGCACACACACACAGGGUGCAGGACAGCGUCAGCAGCCUGAUUUCCGAAUGUAAUUUUACUGAAGAGAACAGUUUUGAGAUGGACGAGCGGCAGGCAGUGUAAUUUCCUCAGGGACUGAAGAGGAUGGGAGCAGUACCCAGGUGUUGGAGAUGUCAUUCGGUCGACUCCUGCGACGCGCCUCCUCCAAAGCCUCUGACCUCUUGACCUUUAAUGCGGGGUCGGCGGGUUCUCGGUCUGUGCUGGACGGAGAGAUCAUCUUCUCCAAGAACAACGUGUGUGUGCACCCAGCUGAGCCGCUGCCUGGCUUGCCUGAACACCACCCAGGUUACCUGUGUGUUCACCUGGAGAAGGAUGAGACUCUUGGCUCCACCCUCAUUCUCACCUGGGUGCCUAACUCUCGUAUCCAGCGGCAGGACGAGGAGGCUCUGCGCUACAUCACUCCAGAGAGCUCUCCAGUGCGCCGGAACCCGCGCCGACGGCCCCGCCCUCCUCAGCACCGACCACCGCCCGCCCCAGAGGAAGAGGAGGAUGAGGAGGUGGGGGUGGAGCCCAGCCUGCAGCAACUGCAGCUGGAGGAUGGAGAUGAAGGCUCGUGCGAGCUAUCUGCGGAUGAGGUGAGCCGGGACAGCACGCUGGGCUCCGACUCCGACACCUUCUCCUCACCCUUCUGCCUGUCCCCCGUCAGUGAGGCGCUCGGAGAAAGCAGCAGCUCGGUCUUCCUGGACAACGAGAGCAGGGAGAUGUGUGAUGAGUCCAUGACCCACUCAGCAAGCUCCGCCUCCAGUCUGGACAGCCACGCCCCCUCUGAGAGCAGCCAAUCGCAGGGCUUUCGGUGGGAAGAGCAGCAGAAGGUCCUGGCUCUAGAGCAGCUGUGUGGAGUGUUCAGAGUAGACCUCGGUCACAUGAGGUCACUACGACUCUUUUUCAGUGAUGAGGCGUGCACCUGCGGUCAGCUGGUCAUAGCCAGCAGAGAAAGUCAGUAUAAGAUCCUGCACUUCCACCACGCCGGCCUGGAUAAGCUGGCUGAAGUCUUUCAGCAGUGGAAAUGCUGCAGAGAGACGCAGCUCAAAGACCAGGUAGCGGAUGAGAAAUCAUGUAUGCAGUUCUCCAUCCGUAGACCCACUCUGCCCUCAACAGAGACCCACCCUGAGGAGCGGCUGUACCGUAGGCUGGACGUCAGCUCCUGGCUUCGUCACCUCAACCACAGCGGCCAGGUGGAGGAGGAAUACAAGCUCAGGAAGGCAAUCUUUUUCGGAGGCAUUGACCCCUCUAUCCGGGGUGAGGUGUGGCCCUUCCUGCUGCACUACUACAGCUAUGACUCCACAUCAGAGGAGCGCGAGGCCUGGAGGCUGCAGAAACGCAGCGAGUAUCAGGAGAUCCAGCAGAGAAGGUUGUCGAUGAGUCCUGAAGAGCACAGUGAGUUCUGGAGGAAGGUACAGUUUACAGUAGACAAGGACGUGGUGAGGACCGACAGGAGCAACAUGUUCUUCAGAGGAGAGAACAACCCUAACGUGGAGAUCAUGAGGCGUAUCUUGUUGAACUAUGCAGUGUUUAAUCCGGAGAUGGGCUACUGUCAGGGAAUGUCUGACCUGGUGGCUCCUCUGUUGACUGAGAUCCAGGAUGAGAGCGACACAUUCUGGUGCUUUGUGGGCUUGAUGGAGAACACUAUCUUCAUCAGCUCCCCCAGAGAUGAAGACAUGGAGAGACAGCUGAUGUAUCUGAGGGAGCUCCUGCGGCUGAUGUUGCCACGGUUCCACCAGCACUUGAUGCGUCUGGGAGAGGAUGGUUUGCAGCUGCUAUUCUGUCACCGCUGGGUUCUACUGUGCUUCAAGCGCGAGUUCCCCGACACUGAGGCCCUGCGUAUGUGGGAGGCCUGCUGGGCUCACUACCAGACGGACUACUUCCACCUCUUUCUGUGUGUGGCCAUCAUUAUGCUGUACGGUGAUGACGUCACGGAGCAACAGCUUGCAACCGAUCAGAUGCUGCUGCAUUUUAGCAACCUCUCCAUGCACAUGAAUGGAGAACUGGUGCUGAGGAAGGCACGAAGUCUCCUCUAUCAAUUCCGACUGCUUCCCAGGAUCCCUUGCAGUCUGCAUGACCUGUGUAAGCUGUGUGGGCCGGGCAUGUGGGACAGCCGCUACAUCCCUGCCGUAGAAUGUUCCGGAGAGCACCCGGACUCUAAGAGCUGCCCCUAUGGAGGCACGGCCACCCCCCAACCACCACCUUCCCCCAGCCAGCUCAACGAGAGCAAGCGCAGCUCGAAGGCGCGAGACAUCUUCAACUUCCGCAAGCAAUCCUGACUGCAGCUGGGCUCAAGGACUACGCUACCCAUAAGGUCUAGCUCCAGAGGUACCAUUCGCCAGGUACACGGGUGAAUGCUGGGACAUGCAGUCCUCAGCAUCAUUAUUAGCUGACUAGGAGAUAUCUGCUAUCUAAUAUAAUAUGGAACACUGCCUAAACCAAACACACCUAUUUAAAAGUGAGAGACAUUAUCAGCGGUAGACGGGAGCCUCAUGAAUGCAGUCGAUGGAAUCGUUCUGUGUUUAAUUUCCAUUUAUUAAAUGGCAGGAUUCUGAAAGGGACUGGCAACCCAUAUGGAGGCACAGAAGGAUUGGAUUACAGAAUGGCAUCAAUAAUACACAAGUGCAGUCUUCGCAUACAAACAAGGAUUACAGUCUACUUCUUUACAAUCUUUCUUUUUGACAGAUCCAAUAUAUUGAUACUCUUUAUUACUAUUUUUCUUCUUUUUUAAUUCAGGUAGUAUGCAUGUGUGUUUUGUGUGAGAGAGACAGCAACUUUCAGAUAUAGUACUGAAUAUGAAUAAUUCUGCCAUUAGUGGGCUUAAACUUUGUUCAGUCAAACUAUGGGAAUAGCUGAUAAGUGCAUUUCACCAGUCAGUCAUCAUUUGGGAAAAAGUAUUGAUCAUUCCUAAUUCCAGAUCUCAUCAUAUAUUGGAAUAGAGAGGGUAUGAGACAGUUGCUUUCAUUAGGAUGCCAUGUUGGUCAAUUGCUGUUAUCAAAGCAAUAUAUAUUGGAAAUUUUUUCAAGUAUUGAACAUGCAUUGUAAACAAAGCGGAGCAAUACUUAUUUUUCCCCACAUAUGCUUUUGCAUGUCUUAUUAUUCUAUAUUACUAACCAGUAAUCAUUAUUUAAGUAUAACUAUAAAAGGGAAAUUGGAAGAAAGAGGCAGCAAUAUUAUGAUGUAUUGUAGUGCUGUCGGUUCCUACCGUUUGAGCUUUGUGUUAAAAUCAUGAUUGUGGCAGAAGGUCUUAAUCCUCCUCAUAAUGCCUCUCAACACCGCAGGGGAGAAAAGCGCUCCAGUCCAAACCCAAGUGGGAGUUUGCCUAUAAUUAGUUAAUCUGAGGGCCAGCCGUUAGAUGAGCAGGAGUGUUUGGGAGGCUUUGGUCUGAGAGAUGGAUGGAGAACGAAAGAGAGAGAGAGGGCUAUAGAAGAUGGCUUGUGUCUUAAAGGUUCCCCAGAGCCUGUUUGAGAGCAGCCGGGAGAGCAGCUAUCCGCAAAUUGCCAUUAAAAGGUAACAUUAGUCUGCGGGACUCUCCACAUGCAGCCUCUGUAAACGACAUGCAUUACAGAACCUUUUCUUAACCAUUAGGCUUUCGGCCGGUUUCCUCAAAUAUCCAGUGAGCAAAGGGGCAUGGGCGAGCACUCGGAGAAGGGCUAAGAGAUGUUGACAUAAUUGGAAGAUGAGCAAUGAGGGCCUAUAUUUCCACUGUCAUAACAAAACUAAACAGUAACUGUAUAACUGAGUAGAAAAUCUAUAAAAAAUUGCACGGGAAAAGUAAUGAAUUAACUUGAUUCAGAUGAGUACAUCGAUUCCACAUGAAUUUGUCUUGUACAUUACCUACUUUUGGGAAUAAUUGUGUAGUAUAUUUUAAUGUGGAGAUGAGAUAUGAAUGAUUUUCUAUUUGUGUGCGUUCAUCAUGAAACGGUCACACAAUGUAAAGGCACAGAUUGCAUUUGAGAAAAAAAAGUCACAUGGUUUUCUUGUGACAGUGAGUAUGUCUUUGUUUUUUAAACUACAGUACUGUGCAGAAGUCAGAGACCAUCCUUCCUUUAUUUAAUUUCCAAUAAAAAUGGUCAUUAAGUAGAUGUUACUCAUUUUCUUUAAGGAAAAAAGCAGAAAUAUACAUACAAUUGUGCAAAACUCUCAACCACUAAAUGUGUUU
This is a messenger RNA of Pygocentrus nattereri (red-bellied piranha), 4364 nucleotides long. It is a transcript of the gene tbc1d16, whose product is annotated as TBC1 domain family, member 16. Lineage: Eukaryota; Metazoa; Chordata; Actinopteri; Characiformes; Serrasalmidae. Gene Ontology annotation, molecular function: GTPase activator activity. The record is from RefSeq and is a predicted model, not a curated record. Bases 331 to 2481 code for a protein of 716 amino acids. Gene Ontology annotation, cellular component: early endosome. The transcript is spliced from 12 exons. Gene Ontology annotation, biological process: activation of GTPase activity.